Exaiptasia diaphana is the source of this 656-nucleotide messenger RNA. Its product is annotated as prickle planar cell polarity protein 3. Bases 192 to 587 code for a protein of 131 amino acids. Gene Ontology annotation, molecular function: zinc ion binding. NCBI's taxonomy places the organism in Eukaryota, Metazoa, Cnidaria, Anthozoa, Actiniaria, Aiptasiidae. The record is from RefSeq and is a predicted model, not a curated record. The transcript has 2 exons.
UUUUUUCCUGAAUUUCCAGGAAGGUAUGCACAUACUGCAAAUGCCCACGUGAGAAUCAUGACGUUGCUAAUGGAGACGACGCCAAUCAACCUGGUAUUAAUGGUAUCCAGGUGAAAAUACAAGGCAUCAACCUUAACGAUAAUAACGGUUAUGGGGAUGACGAUGAUCUCCCGCCCCCUCCCCCUCCAAGUAUGACUAUUUACCAUGAUGAUGGACAGUUUGAUGAAUUUCCGGAUGUAACGUCGAUUGAGAAUGACGCAGUGUCCAGUCUGCCCGGGCCUCCGGUGUUUGUCGAGACGAGAUCUUCAUCUAAAAAAUACCUUUGGUCACCCCCGGGAUUGAACUCCAGUCAGAUCGACGCAUAUUUCAGGGAAAUUCCACAAGAAAAGGUCCCWAUUCCUGGUAGUCCUGGAAUGAAAUAUUACGACGACCAACUGACCUAUCAGAACCCUCCUCAAGAUCGACCCCAGCUUGCCAAGCUACCACCAGAACACAGGGAACCCAUAGCACAAUUCUGGAAGAACGAAGAACGAAAGAGAGGAACUGGCGUCGUUAAAGUCCCAUUUGGUAGCAAGCAGGUAAGUUGAUGUAACUGUUUUCUGGCUGAUACUAUGUGAACAUUCGCUAGCAGCGACAGUACUCAGUGUCAGCUGUUU